AUGACAUCAAAAAGCCAGCGAUGGCGGGGACAGAAAAAAAGUGUAGAAAUAGACGUGGAAAAUGACAACCUAGAUAUUGAGAAACGUUAUGCAGUUAGCGAUCCACAUAAAAGCCGUACACUAUCAUCAUCAAGUGAUAGUUCUGAAGUUUCGUCGUGUUCCUCAACUGUUUCAGAUGCCAAUCGGGUAAACGUAGCAGACAAACCCUCAUUGGUUGGAUCACCUGUACAUGGUGAUGAUAUAAACAUGGAUGUUGGUAAAGAAUUGAAUAGUACGCAAGAAAUGAGCUAUGGUAGUGAUGAUUCAUCAAGUGAAGAAGAAAGAUAUGAAUUAGAGAGUGAUGAUGAAGGUCGAGAGAAAAACGAUGGUGGUGGUGUUGAUUCGAAAUCGAAGAAAGAAUGCAGUUUACAAGACAUAUGUAAAAUGUUAGGUGUAUUAAAAUUUCGUCAUGGUUUAACAGAUGUUGCAUUAAAGGAUUUAAUUAAUUACACAUCUAUCAUUAGACCUGAUUUGAACAUUAAAUCAUUAUAUAAGAUGAAAAAAGAAAUAACAAAUGCUUGUCCAAAUGAUAUUGAUAAAACUACACUAAAAAUGUGUCCACAAUUUAUUCAAAUACCAAUAUGUUUUCAUGUGUUAGAUGUUGCACAACAAAUACAAUUAAUGUUUAAAAGAAAAGAUUUUUUUCAACAUGUCUCAAGACCAACAUUUGAUGAUGAUCUUUCUGAUAUUGUUACAUCAGAAGAAUAUAAAAAUGGAAUUGGUGUUGAACGAGCAUCAUCAUCCAGUGACAUAGUUAUAUCAUUACAGUUUCAUUGUGAUGGUGUUUCUGUAUAUGAUAUUAAUAAUCAGUUAUCUGUAUGGCCAUUUUACAUGGUUGUUAAUGAAAUGCCAUUGAAGUAUCGUUUCGAAUUAUCUAAUUUGAUAUUAUUCACUUGUUGGCCAGCAGAUAUAAAAUUAGACAGGCAACGAAUGCAAAUACUAUUAAACAAAAUGGUGGAAAUGAUGCUUCCAUACGAACAUGGAAUAACAUUGGUUAAUCCAGAUGGCAUGAGUAUUAAAGUAUGUAGGUGAGCACUUCUAAGAUCGAGUUCUAUAAGUUAAUACUCUGCUACGAGCGUACUAAGCAGCAACAGGCAUAACCUUGAUAAAAUAUCUCUCACCAAGAGCGAUGUGAGAAAGUAAAAUGAUACUAGGCAAAAGCCAAUAAAAAACUAUACACCACUAAUUCUAUAAGCU
This is a messenger RNA of Didymodactylos carnosus, 1236 nucleotides long. The record is from the annotation of a GenBank genome assembly. NCBI's taxonomy places the organism in Eukaryota, Metazoa, Rotifera, Eurotatoria, Philodinida, Philodinidae.